AUAGGCGUGUCUUUCGGGGUGGCUGGUGAGCAAAAUACUCCGUUUCCCAGCAUGCAGAGGGGCCCUGAAGAUUCGGUGGGGUGGAGACGGAGCUCGCUGUCACUGUCUCAGAGCUCGAGCUGGUUUAGUCAAUCAGAACAAUGACUUCUCCGCUGAAGGCUGCGGAGCGAAGCUGAGCCGCGCGCAAAAGCAAUCACGCCUGUAUUACCGCUGGCCGCUGGGCGAGGAGGAGAGAGUUAUUGGCAACGGCAGCAGUUGCUGCUGUUUUUUUGAGCUGGAGAGGAUCUGCAGCUGUUUCUGGUAUUGUUUGCAAAAAGAGGACCAAAAGGCACACUCAUGUGGAUUCCUACAGAGCACGAGAAAUACGGAGUCGUAAUUGCAAGUUUUCGAGGAACAAUCCCUCAUGGUUUAUCACUGGAGAUUGGAGACACUGUUCAAAUACUAGAAAAAUGUGAUGGUUGGUACAGAGGAUUUGCCUUAAAAACCCCAAAUCUCAAGGGUAUCUUCCCAUCCAGCUUUGUUCACUUGAAAAAUGUAUGUGUUAAGAACAAAGGGCAGUUUGAAAUUAUUAUUCCAGCAGAAGAUUCUGUUAUUACAGAGAUGACUUCCACUUUAAGAGACUGGGGGACAAUGUGGAAACAGCUUUAUGUGAGAAAUGAAGGUGAUCUAUUUCACCGACUGUGGCACAUAAUGAAUGAAAUCCUAGAUCUGCGACGUCAGGUACUGGUGGGUCAUCUGACCCAUGAUCGGAUGAAGGAUGUAAAAAGGCACAUUACUGCUCGCUUGGACUGGGGCAAUGAACAGCUAGGGUUAGAUUUGGUUCCAAGAAAGGAAUAUGCAAUGGUGGAUCCAGAGGAAAUCAGUAUUACAGAGUUGUACCAAUUGAUGGAACAUCGUCAUCACAAAAAAGACACACCAAUCCCAGCAAGCAGCCACCAUCUCUUUGUGCAGAUGAAGAGUUUGAUGUGUUCUAAUCUAGGAGAAGAACUAGAAGUUAUCUUUUCACUUUUUGAUAGUAAAGAGAAUCGACCAAUCAGUGAGAGAUUUUUUUUAAAACUAAAUCGGAAUGGUUUGCCAAAAUGUCCAGAGAAGCCAGAAAAAUAUUGCUCUCUUUUUGUGGAUUUGGGAAGCAGUGAACUUAGGAAGGACAUCUACAUUACUGUGCACAUUAUACGCAUUGGCCGAAUGGGAGCAGGUGAAAAGAAAAAUGCUUGCAAUAUACAAUAUCGGCGACCUUUUGGUUGUGCGGUCCUCAGUAUAGCAGAUCUACUGGCUGGUGAUACAAAAGAUGACCUUAUUUUAAAAGUAUAUAUGUGUAACACAGAGAGUGACUGGUUUCAAAUUCAUGAAAGCAUCAUAAAAAAACUAAAUGCACGCUAUAACCUGACAGGAUCCAAUGCUGGUCUAGCUGUCUCUCUUCAGCUACUCCAUGGAGACAUUGAACAAAUCAGGAGGGACUACACAUCCAUGUUUACCCAUGGAGUAUCAAUAGCAAGGAAGUUGGGCUUUUCCAAUAUUAUUAUGCCAGGUGAAAUGAGAAAUGAUCUAUAUAUCACAAUAGAAAGAGGAGAAUUUGAAAAAGGAGGGAAAAGUGUGGCCAGAAAUGUGGAAGUCACAAUGUACAUUGUGGACAGCGGUGGACAAAUUUUGAAUGAUUUUAUCUCCUUUGGCUCUGGAGAGCCACCAGCCUCUGAAUUCCAUUCUCUUGUGUUGUAUCAUAACAACAGUCCCAGGUGGGCUGAGCUGCUGAAACUACCUAUUCCAGUGGAUAAAUUCAGGGGAGCACACCUUCGGUUUGAAUUCCGCCACUGUUCCACAAAAGAGAAGGGAGAGAAGAAGAUGUUUGGUUUUUCUUUCGUCCCUCUGAUGCAGGAAAAUGGAAGGACCCUGCCAGACGGAAUUCAUGAGCUCAUUGUGCACAAGUGUGAAGAAAAUACAAAUCUUCAGGAUUCUAGUCGCUACCUCAAAUUUCCCUUUUCAAAAGGGCAUCUUCUUGCAAACAACCACCAAGCAAUAAAAUCUACUAAGGAAACUUUCUGGAUUACAUCUUUUCUGUGUUCAACUAAACUCACACAAAAUGGAGAUAUGCUUGACCUUCUUAAAUGGCGAGCUCACCCAGAAAAAAUUGCAGGUUGCCUCUCAAAACUGAAAGAAAUUGAUGGUUCUGAAAUAGUGAAGUUUCUUCAAGAUACGCUAGACACUUUAUUUGGGAUUUUAGAUGAAAAUUCUCAAAAGUAUGGCUCUCAAGUAUUUGACUGUUUGGUUCACAUAAUUAAUUUGCUGCAGGACAACAAGUUUCAUCAUUUUAGGCCAGUUAUGGAUACCUACAUUCAAAGUCAUUUUGCAGGAGCUCUUGCUUACAGAGAUCUCAUAAAGGUAUUGAAGUGGCAUGUUGAUCGAUUUACUGAAGCAGAAAGACAAGCACACAACCAGGAAGUAUUAAAGGCCCAAGAAUAUAUAUUUAAAUAUAUAGUUCAGUCUCGGAAACUAUUCUCUCUUGCUACUGGUGGACAAAAUGAGGAGGAAUUCUGCUGUUGUAUUCAAGAGCUUUUGAUGUCAGUACGAUUCUUCCUUUCCCAAGAAACUAAAGGAACCAAUGCUUUAUCUCAGGCCCAAGCAAUCUUUCUCAGUUCCUUCCCAGCUAUAUAUUCAGAAUUGUUAAAGCUCUUUGAUGUGAGAGAAGUAGCAAAUUUGGUGUGUGAUACUCUAGGGAGCUUGCCAAUCAUUACAAAUGCGGAUGAUUCUCUUCAAGCAGUGAAACUUCAGUGCAUUGGAAAAACAGUGGAAAGCCAAUUAUAUACCAAUCCAGAGUCUCGGUAUGUUUUGCUACCAGUAGUUCUGCAUCACCUUUAUAUGCAUCUGGAAGAGCAAAAGGAUCUGAUCAUGUGUGCACAUAUCCUUAGCAACAUAUUUUCCUUCGUUAAGAAAAAUAGUUCUGAUAAGUCAGUAUUGGAAGAAAUAGAUGUAAUUGUGAACAGUCUACUAGAUGUAUUACUCAGAACCAUCUUGGAGGUCACAAGCUGCCCACAAGCAGCAGGUUCUACCAUGCGGCUUCAGUUUCAGGAUAUUACAGGGGAGUUUGUUUCAUGUCUUUUGUCAUUAUUGCGACAAAUGACUGACAGACAUUACCAGCAACUCCUUGACAGAUUCAAGACAAGAGACAUGCUGAGAAAUUUCUUGUUACAGAUAUUUACUGUUUUUCGAAUAUUAAUACAGCCAGAAAUGUUUCCAAAAGAUUGGACAGUGAUGCGUUUAGUUGCUAACAAUGUUAUUAUUACAACAGUGUUAUAUCUUUCUGAUGCCCUUCGCAAAAACUUCUUAAAUGAAAAUUUUGAUUACAAGAUUUGGGAUUCUUAUUUUUACCUUGCUGUCAUAUUUAUAAAUCAGUUCUGUCUACAGUUAGAAAUGUUCACACCUUCUAAGAAAAAAAAAAGUACUAGAAAAACAUACAAAAAAUAUGGUGAUAUGCGGGUGACAAUGGGAUGUGAAAUCUUCAGCAUGUGGCAAAAUUUAGGAGAACACAAAAUCUACUUCAUCCCAGCACUGAUCAGCCCUUUCUUAGAAGUGACAUUGAUACCUCAGCCUGAUCUGCGGAAUGUUGUCAUUCCUAUUUUUCAUGAUAUGAUGGACUGGGAGCAAAGACGUAGUGGCAACUUUAAACAGGUGGAAGCAAAACUGAUUGACAAAUUGGAUAGCUUGAUGUCAGAAGGAAAAGGUGAUGAAACUUACAGAGAGCUCUUCAACAGUAUAAUUCCACUUUUUGGUCCUUAUCCCAGCCUGCUGAAGAAAAUUGAACGUGAAACAUGGAGAGAAAGUGGUGUUUCAUUAAUCGCCACUGUAACCCGUCUUAUGGAGAGGCUGCUGGACUACAGGGACUGCAUGAAAAUGGGAGAAGUGGAUGGCAAAAAGAUUGGAUGUACUGUCAGCUUGUUGAAUUUCUAUAAAACAGAACUGAAUAAAGAAGAGAUGUACAUUAGGUACAUACAUAAACUAUAUGAUCUGCACCUAAAAGCACAAAACUUUACAGAAGCUGCCUAUACACUUUUGCUGUAUGAUGAACUGUUGGAAUGGUCAGACAGACCAUUGCGGGAAUUCCUAAGCUAUCCUAUGCAGACAGAAUGGCAGCGUAAAGAAUGUCUUCAUCUCACGAUAAUCCAGAAUUUUGACAGAGGAAAAUGCUGGGAAAAUGGUAUUAUUUUAUGCAGGAAGAUUGCUGAGCAAUAUGAAAGCUAUUAUGACUACAGAAAUCUCAGCAAGAUGCGGUUGAUGGAAGCUUCUUUAUACGAUAAAAUUAUGGAUCAGCAACGUUUGGAGCCUGAGUUUUUCAGAGUUGGAUUUUAUGGGAAGAAGUUUCCAUUUUUCUUACGGAACAAACAAUUUGUUUGCCGAGGACAUGAUUAUGAACGUUUGGAGGCUUUUCAACAGCGGAUGUUAAAUGAGUUUCCACAUGCCAUUGCUAUGCAACAUGCCAAUCAACCGGAUGAAACCAUCUUUCAAGCAGAGGCACAGUAUCUGCAAAUCUAUGCUGUGACACCAAUUCCUGAAAGCCAGGAUGUAUUGCGAAGAGAAGGCAUUCCAGAUAAUAUCAAAAGUUUUUAUAAAGUAAAUCAUAUUUGGCGAUUCCGAUAUGACAGGCCAUUUCACAAAGGGACCAAAGACAAAGAUAAUGAAUUCAAGAGUUUGUGGGUAGAGAGAACAACACUGAUCUUGGUGCAGAGUUUGCCAGGAAUUUCCCGAUGGUUUGAAGUGGAGAAACGUGAAGUUGUGGAAAUGAGCCCAUUGGAGAAUGCUAUUGAAGUAUUGGAAAAUAAAAACCAGCAGUUAAGGACAUUGAUCAGUCAGUGUCAGACUCGACAGAUGCAGAAUAUCAAUCCACUUACAAUGUGUUUGAAUGGUGUAAUUGAUGCAGCAGUUAAUGGGGGAAUUGCCAGGUAUCAAGAAGCAUUCUUUGUGAAGGAAUAUGUUCUGAACCAUCCAGAGGAUGGAGAAAAGAUCACAUGCUUAAGAGAACUGAUGCUUGAGCAGGCCCAGAUUCUUGAAUUCGGCUUAGCAGUCCAUGAGAAGUUUGUCCCCCAGGAUAUGAGACCUUUACAUAAAAAACUGGUGGAUCAGUUUUUCAUGAUGAAAUCUAGUUUAGGAAUACAGGAAUUUGCUGCAUGCAUCCAGGCUAGUCCAGGUCACUUUCCAAAUGGAAGCCCACGUGUCUCUAGAAAUUCUGUCCCUAUAUCCAUGAGUCCAGAGGUGGGCAGAAUUUCUAGACAUAGUCCAUUAUGUUACCCAGCUAUCAACAGAUACUCUUCCUCAUCAUUGUCCUCUCAAGCAUCUGCAGAGGUCAGCAAUAUAACUGGACAAUCCGAGAGCUCAGAUGAAAUUUUCAACAUGCAGCCAAGCCCAUCUACCUCAAGUCUGAGUUCUACUCAUUCUGCUUCCCCUAAUGUGACCAGCUCUGCUCCAUCCAGUGCUAGAGGCUCACCUCUGUUAUCAGACAAGCUUAAAUAUUCCAGAGAAAACUCUUGCCUAUCUCCAAGGGAGAGGCCCUGUAGUGCCAUUUACCCUAAUCCUGCUGAACCUUCACAGAGAAUUGUGUUCAAUCAUAAUGGUGAUGGUGCUUUGCCUCGAAGUGACCCUAGUUUGUCUGCCCCUGAGAAAACUGUAACUAGUGCUCCCAGCAGUUGGAGCCUGGAUAAUGGGAAAGAAGCCAAAAACAUGUCAGAGAGUAGAAAGCUCAUGUCUCCUCCUGUGCCACCUCGUCCCACUGCAUCACCAGUUCGACACAUAACCUCAGUUUCCCCUUCUGCUGGAAGAUCUCCAAUGAAGGGUUCUGUGCAAUCAUUUUCAUCAUCUCCUAUGGACUACCAUUCUUCCAGGCUCAUUUCCAACUCUCCAGUCUUGUCUGGAAGUUACAGCAGUGGCAUUUCUUCACUUAGUCGAUGUAGCACAUCUGAAACAUUUGGUUUUGAAACGCAUAUCAAUGAACAUCCAGUUCCUCUUUCUAAUUGCAACAUUUCCGAAGAGCCAAUAAGAAAAGAUAGCAAGAUUCCUCCACCUUAUAGUGUUUAUGAGCGAACUCUGAGGCGUUCUGUCCCACUACCUCACAGCCUUUCCAUUCCCAUUUCUACAGAUCCACCAGCAUUACCCCCAAAACCUUUGUUGGUCAGACCAAGCAAUUUGGAGCACAGCAGCAAGAGAACAGAACAGGUGCCUCAACCCAGGCCUCUUCCACGAAAAGUCUCUCAGUUAUAAAUAUAAGUCAAAAAGUCAUUUUUUGAAUGACUUAAAUAAAAAACAUAUCUAAUAUAGGCACUUUAAUAUUUUUCACAAAUCUUCCUGGUGAUUUUUAAAAACUGCUUAACUUUAAGUACUUAACUAAGUGCUAGCUUAAAAAGCCAGAACCUAGAGGCAAUGAGACUGAAAUUCUAUCUUUAGCAUAGCAUACAGCAAAUGUGAUUCUGCAUAUAAAUUUGAACUAGAAGUCUAGCUGUUCAAACAACAUCAAAGCAUACUUUCCCUUGAAAGCCUUAUAUUAGUGCAACAGUGUACUUUCUGACAGAAUAAAAUUUGAUUUGAAGCAGAAGUGAAAUGCUACUGGUACAGAUCAGUUCGGGAGGACCGGUAAUGGAGAUUGGGGCUGGUUUGCUGAACCAGUGGCAAUCGCUGGCUGGCCACACCCCCAAACCGAUCCACGGCCUGCAGCCCUGCCAUGCUUCCCUGCCUUCCAUGCGGCCUUCCCGUGGCCAGCUUGCAAAGGCAGGCAAGCUGAAGGCCACGUGGAAGGCAGGCAAGCAUGGCAGGGCUUCAGGGAAGCUAGCAGACAACUCCCUUCCCCGCAGCCCUGCCAUGCUUGCCUGCCUUCCAUGUUGCUAAACUCAUUGUUGGGAGUGUCAGCGAUCUAAGGAAACGUGUUCCAGCUCUUCAAGAUCGACUUUAAGAGCGCCGAGAACCCGACAGCAAAAGUAGCGACAGCGGGGGCGACAGGGACGUGUGUGUAUGUGUCCGUCCCUCCACGAUCCUCCUCUCCCUGGUGACAGCCAGGGCUUCACCAGCUCCUCUUUUCCUCAGAGGGGCGGUGUCUGCCUCCAAGUCCUUGCGGAGGGACACAUAUACACACGCUCCUGUCGCUCCCGCUGCCACUACUUUUGCUGUUGGCUUCACGGCACUCUUAAAGUUGAUCUUGAAGAGCCUGGAACCCGUUUCCUUAGAUCGCCGCCAAACUCAUUGUUGGCAGCAUCAGCGAUCUAAGGAAACAUCUUUCAGCUCUUUAAGAGCUGUUGACUUUAAGAGCACCGAGAAGCCGACAGCAAAAGUAGCAGCAGCAAGGGCGACGGACAUGUGACGUGUCCCUCCACGGUCCUCUCCCGGGUUUGCCACCGCCUCUUUUUCUCACACACAUACACACAUGCCCCUGUCACACGUGGCCGCACAAGAGAACUCUCCGGCAUGGCACAGUUCCAGAAUAGCAGGAGAGCCCAAGCAAGCUCUGCCCCCACCGCCGCCACUGCUGCCUGCCUUCGCCAGGCCCGGCCGUGCCACCACGGAGCCCACGGCGCUUUCCCUUCAGCCUGGGCAGCAGGAUGCAGUCCCAGCCGAGGCCUCCCUGGCUGGGCGAUUGCCGCAUCUCCGCAGCAACAGGUGCGCUGGGACCACCUUGCCCACCUUCGUCACUUCCAUGCACUGUGUGUGGAAGGGGCCGUCGCUGCCGCUGUCGCCACCCUCCCAUCCAGCCUGGCUGCAGAGUGCAGACGUCCGCCUGCCCUAAGCAACCCGGCUGCCGUUCACUUUCAUUUUGCGGCAGGAGAAGGAAGAAAGCAAAAUGCCUAUUGACAUGCUAUUGCGUUUUAUUCAAUAUUUGUAUGUUGUUUGAACUUGUCUCUUAGAUAUCUUUUUUCUAGCAUUCCAAUAGUGGUUAGUUUACAUGCUUGUAGAAUUUUCCCCCUCCCAUUUUAUUUUAUUUUAUUUUAGAUAGGUGCAAUUUACAGCUCCAUAAAGAUAAUAAACGUUAAUCAUUAUUGUAUUAUAGAAAAUAUAGCCAAUAUGUACAGUUAUUUUUUAAAAAAGAUCAUUGAUUUCAGACACAGAAACUAACUUCUCAGAUUAUUUUAAUAGCCAAAAUGAAUAAGUCAUUUUAAAUGUGAAUCAAGAAAAAAACCACUCGAACUCUUAAGAUGAAAAUGCUGAAAGCAAUUGGGUGCAAGCAAAUGUUCACGAGAAUGCUAUUUACAAGAAGAAUUAAUUGAAGCAGCAAAUUUUUAAAGACAAGAUUCAGCCUUUUUAUUGUUAUAUAUAAAGUUUCUGAAUGAAAGUUCUUCCAUUCUGUUGUUCUAUAUUCCACUGCAAAAAUGUAGAUAAAAUAAUUUAAGGGACAGUGGUUUAGAUCGUGGAAAGUGAGAGGAUUUUAGGGCACAGACUGAAAACUUGUUGGCAACUAAAUGUAAUCCAGAUUUCAGCCCCAAUCCUGCAAAAUGUUUUCUCUAAAAGUGCUCUUACUCAUCCCAGAUGGAGCCCUAACUGGUAUUUUGCUAGAAAACUCCUGUGUUUUUGAAAGCUUACAUUUAGUUCUAUAACUGUAUAAACAAAAACAAGUGUACAGGCAAUUUUUCCAUUUCUUAUUUCUCCCCCUCCCCCAAAAAAACUUACUAUUUGUAGUAUUUGUUUGAUAUCAUGAAGUCUGUACUUUUCAAUUGUACCAUUAAAGUUACCUCCCUGUUUGGUUGGGAAACUUGUAUUGAUUUUAUCAGUUUAUCUUAUUGAUAGUUUAACUGGAACAUUAUUGACCCCUUUUUAUCUCAAUGAGAAACUCUCAGUAGGUUUAUGCUAUUAAUGGUAGCUAUAGAAGUUUUAUAUAAUGUUCAAGUAUUUUUGUACAUAACUGGUUAAUUUUAAUAAGAAGUACAAUGGGGGGAGGAAAGCAAAUGGUUGUGUAUGCAGUAAGAUGGUUAUAAUUAUGCCAAAUACUUUAUGUAAUUGGGGGAACAGGAACACAGGGAAUAAUAUUUGUACAUAUGUGUUUUUAACAAUAAUUCUGCCAUAUUGAUUCUACAACUUUGAAUGUCAAAAAUAUAUUAAUAUAUGUUGAAAUACCUAUGUUUAGCAAAAAUGUUUACAACUGGAAAAAGGGCAUAAAAUUUAGGUUUGUAGGUUGCUGAUUUUGAGGCCCGAGAUUUCUGAAUUUGCUUGAUCAUAACAUUUUUUUUGUGUCUGCAUAACUACAUUUUUGGAAUCAUAAGCUACAUUUUUAUGCUUUUAAAAUAUAUUGUAAUUUAAAUAAACUGUCACAAACUGGAUAAUAGAUCUACUUUGAUCCCUUCCUAUAUUGUAUUUAGAAUUAAAUCUGUGUUUGCCUGGUGCUUCAGAUAGAAUCAGUAUUAUUUGCUGCUUGUCCAUUUUUAAAAUAUACUUGAGAGGAAGCAAAAUUUUUACUCGUGUGCACGUAUUACUGACGUCUGCUUAGCAGCAAAACAUUUUAAUGUAGUUUGUUUACAGAUAAUUAUAUUGGUUGUUGAGAAACCAUAAAUACAAAAUAAAUUUGAUUGAAAUUCA
This is a messenger RNA of Pantherophis guttatus, 9537 nucleotides long. Lineage: Eukaryota; Metazoa; Chordata; Lepidosauria; Squamata; Colubridae. The record is from RefSeq and is a predicted model, not a curated record.